Messenger RNA from Drosophila elegans, 211 nucleotides. It is a transcript of the gene Mst57Db, whose product is annotated as accessory gland-specific peptide 57Db. The record is from RefSeq and is a predicted model, not a curated record. Lineage: Eukaryota; Metazoa; Arthropoda; Insecta; Diptera; Drosophilidae. The transcript has a single exon. Bases 17 to 142 code for a protein of 41 amino acids.
AUCUUGACUGGUAGACAUGAAAUUCCUUGGUGGAUUUGUUCUCCUGUUGGCUACGUUGGCCUUGGCCCAAGCACAAGAAGGCAAGGUAAACGAAAACAAGAACGUUAUCCACAUUAAUAGUGGUGCUCCCGUCUCCAGAUAAAUAAGAUUUUUCUAAUAUUUGAGUCUUGGCAAUCAAUAAAAAGAUAUCCUAAUGGUUUGCACAUAGAAA